Molecule: messenger RNA, 1881 nt
Organism: Coccinella septempunctata (seven-spotted ladybird)
Lineage: Eukaryota; Metazoa; Arthropoda; Insecta; Coleoptera; Coccinellidae
Product: extensin-like
Exons: 2
Coding region: 131-1675 (514 amino acids)
Source: RefSeq, a predicted model, not a curated record
CAAUAAGUGUAAUAAAAUUUGGUCCUGGUGUAAUAAAUUUUAAUAAAAAUGUAACAAAUUGUAGUAUGCUUCCAGUUUUGUCAGGGUGAUUCAGCUACUAUAGAUAGCCGUCCUUCUCUGGAUUGUGCACAUGGCUUCGAAGAACUGCAUCGCAUCGAAUGUUGAAGAAUCGACUCGAAUAAAGAGAGAACCACCACCAUCGUUUGGAAUAAGCUCAUCAUAUUUCCCAAAACCUAAACCUUCAUACGGACUGCCUAAACCAGUCUACGGACCACCAAAACCAGUCUACGGACCACCGAAACCUUCAUAUGGACCGCCGAAACCCUCGUAUGGACCACCAAAACCCUCAUAUGGACCUCCAAAACCAUCCUACGGUCCUCCGAAGCCAUUCUACGGACCACCCCCGAAAUUUUCGUAUGGACCACCCAAACCUGUUUAUGGCCCACCGAAGCCAGUUUAUGGACCUCCGAAACCAGUGUAUGGGCCACCAAAGCCGAUUUAUGGCCCACCAAAACCAGUUUAUGGACCACCGAUAGCGAGUUAUGGACCACCACCCUCUUCCAGUUAUGGAGCACCACCAUCAUCAAGUUAUGGUGCUCCACCAUCUUCAAGUUAUGGUGUUCCCCCAUCUUCUAGCUAUGGCGCGCCACCCUCUUCCAGUUAUGGAGCACCACCAUCAUCAAGUUAUGGUGCUCCACCAUCUUCAAGUUAUGGUGUUCCACCAUCUUCAAGUUAUGGUGCUCCACCAUCUUCCAGCUACGGCGCACCUCCAUCUACUGGAUAUGGGGCACCGCCAUCUUCCAGCUAUGGUGCUCCUCCAUCUUCAAGUUAUGGCGCUCCUCUAUCUUCUAGUUAUGAUGCACCACCGUCUCCAAGUUAUGGGUCACCUCCAUCUACUGGAUAUGGGGCUCCACCUUCUUCUAGCUACGGAGCCCCAACAUCUUUCGAAACACCUUCCACACUCACUUUCGAGCAGAUAAUAUCGCAGGAAUACCAUGCCCCACAAUCGAAUUCUUACAGUGCUCCUCCCGAACAAAAUUAUGGGGCCCCCCAGCAGGAUUACGAAGUACCUCCACCACAACAUCAUAGUGCACAGUCUUCAGACCAUACCGGAAGUUCACAAUCAUCUUACAACGAUUAUGAAGUUCCUGCUGGAUUUGGAAGUCCACCCCUGCAAUACGACAGUCCAGCAACCAGCUAUGGAACCCCUGGUGCUGUGAACUCAUACGGAAUGCCUAUCAAUAACGGAAACGAACAACAUGCAGAACAUCAGGAUCUUAUCGAAGGUUUGGGUAUAACGCAUCCACCAUUUCCCGAUUCGCUAUUAGAGGGAUCGGGAAUUUCCUAUCAAACAGCUAAACCUGAUGUUAAACCUGUUUCGUAUAAUGAAAUUUCUGGAACGAAACAAACUGAACACCAAGAUCUUAAUAACGCAACUCUAGAGACCGCAAUGAAUCAAAUCGUCAGUCAAACUUCGAACAAAAGUGAACAUAACAGUUUGGCUAGCGAGGAAAGUAUUACUGAACAUUUCUCCCCAACGCCAAAAAAUUUCAUAGUGGAACCUUUCAGCAAGGAAAAUGAUGCCAAGUUCAUUCUUUCAAAUGACGGUUUCAGGAGUAGGAAUGAACACAUAGACUCUGAAAACAAAUGUUCAUUCACCGCCUGUGGAAGGUGAUAUUUUGUUGUAUUUUUGAUAAUUUUAUCACUGUUUUUUUCGUCAAUUCAUUGUUAAUGAACCACAUUCCCAAUGCAUACAGGAAUAAUUUAUUCCCAUAGUUAGUUAUUUAUGAUGAACACUAAUUUUUUCAUGUUUUAUGCCAAUUUAACCAAAGAAAAAGUUAUAGAAUAAUUAUUGAAUAAAAUAUUUGUUUCAGUUUUUAA